CACAUAUUAUUAUUUAAAGUAAUUUGAUCGUUCAGUUGAUUAGAUUUAGUUCAUAUGCCAAAGUUCAAUGUUAAAUUACCGUCAUAAAAUCUAUAUUAACAAUAUCGAUUCAUUUCUAGAACGUCUUUAGAGUUCAUCUAGUUCUACAUCGUAUAGAAUAAUAUUCAUACAGUGAUUGUGACAGUUUUAUAAAAAUGCGCGCCUACAUUUUAUUUUUCAUCGUGAUAGCUUUUUUUCAAAGUGAAGGUGUAAUGAUUUGUGACAUAUGUGACUGCCAGCAGAAAAGUGGACCGUCUACAGUCGAUGUAGUAGUAAACUGCUCCUCCCACGAAGGAUUGCUUGAAGUGUAUCCUAUUCUACCAGAUGCGUUCAUUACAUUGGAUUUGUCCAGAAACAACUUAACAAGCAUUCAACCUGCGAGUAUUUUCCAAUCAGAAACAUUAGUUGAACUAUUAUUAAACAGAAAUUUCUUAAAAGAAAUAAAUUUAUAUUCGAACCGAUUGCCGCAACUGAAAAAAUUAGAUUUAAGUGAAAACGAACUUGAACAAUUGAAUCCUAAUUUGUUUAAAAGUUUUACAAAGUUGGAAUAUUUGAAUCUCGCCAGUAACAAGUUUACUAGUAUGAGUCAACUGAAUUUCAACUCUUUGGUGAAUUUAAAAGAGAUCAUUCUUGACAAUAAUAAUAUAGGAGACGAUAUAGAAACAAGAUCACUGUUUGAUGAACAAGGCUACGGGCUACCAUUAAAUAUACAGAGUAUCUCUAUCAGCGGCAUCAAAUUAAAUCAUUUAAAUUUGGAAUAUUUCAAACCAGUUGACAAAACAUUGAGGAAGUUAGUAAUAUCUAAUAAUAAUCUUACAAUAUUUGUAAAGUUACCUCAGCGCUUAGAAUAUUUGGAUUACUCCAAUAAUCCCAUUAGAAAUGUAUCAUCAAAUGAUUUCUACUUGUUGGAGCCUUUGGUAUAUUUGAGAGAGUUGAAACUCAACAAUCUAGUCAUCGAACAGGUACCCCAAAAUGUAUUCUCAACAUUAAUGCUCACUAAUUUGGAAUUGAAAGAUAAUAAAAAUUUAAAAGAAUUCAGCAAUUUAACAUUUGGCAGACAAUUGUUGAGUGACACAUAUGAUUUCUACCUAGAAAACCUGACACUAAGAGGCUCAAAUCUCUCCACUCUCGACAAAGGAUUGUCAGUUUUAUUUGUGAAGGUGAAAAGAUUGGACCUACAACAGAAUCCGUGGGUAUGUGACUGCCGACUUGCCUGGUUACGGAAAUUAUCAAUAGCUCCUGAUUUAACUGAUGAUUUAAGAUGCCGGUCACCAAGCUAUCUCUAUAAUAAAAAAAUUUUCGACUUAGAUGAAAAAGACUUCGUUUGUCUUAAGUCGUGGUGGAACGAAUCCGAGACAAUUGGUCUCGUAUUUUAUUCGUUACUUGUUUUUGUAACUUUCACCUGGAUUUAUGUAUUUAUAUAUCACCCAGACCCUAAAGUGAAUAGGCAAGAAUAUUCUAAAUGUACUUGGCACCAGACGAAUCAUCACAUAAACAAAAUGCGAACGUUUUAUAUACUUUUCGCUCUUAUUGCAUAUAGCUUUAAAGUUCAAAGUACAACGCUCUGUGACAGUGAUUUUUGCGUGUGUCGACACAAUAAUAAAAGUGAUCGGGAUCUUGCUGGUGAAUUCGUUGUAUGCUCUUACGACCCUGCUGUUUUAAACAGGAUCUUUGGGCUACCGGAAACAGUGUAUUCAUUGGAUUUGUCAAGAAAUAAUUUGACUAUUGUACGAAAUUCGGGUUUGCUCCAAUCCAAUACGUUGACGGAACUGUAUCUCAAUUGUAAUCAAAUACGCGAAAUAAAAGAAAAUGCAUUGCAAUUACCAAAACUGAAAAGGCUGGACUUGAGUGACAACGAGUUAGAAGUUAUACACGAAGACGCAUUUAAAUAUAUAAAAAAAUUAGAAUAUAUUAACUUGGCUAAUAAUAGGUUAACAUCGUUCGAAAAAAUAUCAUUUCAUCAUUUAGGUAACUUGAACGAAAUAAUUCUAAACAAUAACGACCUUGGAGCCAGUCUUGAAGACAAUAAUUUGUUCGACCGUAGCGGGUAUGGACUGACGCAUAAAAUACAAUCACUGUCGUUAAGUGGAAUAAAUCUAAACGUUGUCCAUGAAAAUUUCUUUGUAGAUGCGUUCGAUUUAAAAAAAAUAGUGAUUUCAAACAAUAAUUUAGUGGAUGUAUUUGAGAUACCAUUCACACUGGAAUAUUUAGAUUUAUCUGAUAAUCCGAUUACACAAAUAUCUGGAGAGGAUUUUGACGAUUUAUUAGCUUUGAAAGAAUUAAAAUUGAACAAUCUUCAGAUAAAACAAAUACCAGAUUACGCAUUUGCAUCUUUACAUGCCCUUAAAAAUUUAGAAAUUGAGAGAAAUAGAAACCUUACAGAAUUCAGCCCUAUGGCUUUUGGGCAAGAAAUACUAGAGGAUGCUGACGAUUUUGCGUUAGAAAACUUAUCCUUGAAAGGAUCGAGAUUAAAAACACUGGACCAAAAGUUGGAAGUUCCAUUCGGACAAUUGAUAAGACUGGACCUGCAGGGAAACUUUUGGAAUUGUGAUUGUAAUCUUGUGUGGAUAAAGAAAUUACAAAUACAAAAAGAAGAUUACGAACAUCUAAGAUGCUUUACACCGAAACCAUUGUACAACAGCCGGAUUUUCGACUUGAAGGAAAGAUAUUUUUCGUGUCCAGCAAAUACUCGCAAUGUGGGCACAAUCAUAGCUGUGAUCUCUUUUUGUGUGCUAUUAACUAGUAUAGCCUUGUGGAUAUUCCUGUUUCUGCCGAAAUAUCAAUCUAGGUGUAAUUUUGUAAAUAACAUACCCGUUCCAACUGCGGGUUACACUGUGUUGCCAGUACACGCACCUAUACAAAAUCGAUAAAUAUUAAUUUUAGAGCAUAUUUUGCAAAACCAUGAAAAUACUAUUAAAGUAUAAUUAUAGUCAAUCUUACAGUACAAUUAUGCUUCAGUAUUAGACAUAAUUAUUACCUAUACGAAUUAAGUAUCAUCCAGUUCGCCAGUUACGUUAAGCCACGUAUACGUUCGACUAGUGUGUUCGGUCGACGUUGGGCCAAUAUACCUUCAUUGAUCACACUAAGAGCAGCUUGAAGUAAUGUUCACAUGGCGUUGGUAGUUUUUAUUUAUUUAUUUAUUAAUUAGUAUAACAUAGAUGUAGAGUAGGUCCCAUAGACAUCGACGCCGUAAGAAAUGUAAAUUAUUUCUUGCAUCGCCAAUGCGCCACCAAUCUUGGGAACCAAAAAUGUAAUUUACUUCUAUAUUAAUAAGUAUCUAUUUAUAAGUACUAAUAAAAAGUGCUGUUUAGCAGUAGAAUAAACGGUGAGUAGGUAGUACCUACCCAGGGCACAAAACCCCUACCAUUAAAUCAUAAGCCAUUCAAUAAGGAUUUCAAUAAAUUUAAAACUAAGUUAUAAAACAAUAAAAGAUAAGUGACCCACUAAA
Messenger RNA from Vanessa tameamea, 3487 nucleotides. RefSeq names its product protein artichoke-like. Gene Ontology annotation, molecular function: protein binding. The record is from RefSeq and is a predicted model, not a curated record. Lineage: Eukaryota; Metazoa; Arthropoda; Insecta; Lepidoptera; Nymphalidae. The transcript has 4 exons. Bases 195 to 2909 code for a protein of 904 amino acids. Gene Ontology annotation, cellular component: extracellular matrix.